Molecule: messenger RNA, 2981 nt
Organism: Stereum hirsutum FP-91666 SS1
Lineage: Eukaryota; Fungi; Basidiomycota; Agaricomycetes; Russulales; Stereaceae
Product: DEAD-domain-containing protein
Exons: 4
Coding region: 357-1973 (538 amino acids)
Biological process (GO): P-body assembly; cytoplasmic stress granule assembly
Cellular component (GO): P-body; cytoplasmic stress granule
Molecular function (GO): RNA helicase activity; mRNA binding; ATP binding
Source: RefSeq, a predicted model, not a curated record
ACCGUCCCGUAUUCACCAGCAUCAACUGUCAACAACAAACAAUCCUCUAACUCUCUCGAUUUUACCUGGGUCUUCAUCAUACUCAACCAAGCUUUUUAGCAGCCCAAGCCACCUAAAUUUUGCCCACACGAGCCCGAACAAAGAUCACAUCUGUGGUUGGCGUACCCCAAAUCAUACACAGUCCUCUCGUCUUCCGUCCAAUCCAUCGUGUCUCGUGUCAUAUCGGUCUCCAUCUGUCUGAAGCCAGAAUUCAUCUCCGCUUAAAUCUCUCAAACACCACCUUCUCACAUCACUCACCCUUGUUCUCGUUUUUCUGACCACCACCCCAACCUCACCCUCAACCAACAUCGUCCCCAAUGUCUCAACCAGCAACCCAACAACAAGCAACACCAUCAACAUCAUCCUCACAGAAUGGCAACUGGCGCGCCGGUCUUCGUCCACCACCCCGCGAUGACCGACCGCAAACCGAAGAUGUGAAAGCUCUCAAGGGCAUCGAAUUCGAGGACAUGUUCCUCCGCCGUGAACUCCUCAUGGGAAUUUUCGAAGCCGGUUUCGAAAGACCCUCCCCCAUCCAAGAAGAAGCCAUCCCCAUCGCCCUCGCCAAACGCGACGUCCUCGCCCGCGCCAAAAACGGCACGGGCAAGACCGCGGCCUUCGUCAUCCCAUCCCUCCAACAAGUAGACGUUAGUAGGAACAAGAUCCAGGCACUCCUCCUCGUACCCACCCGUGAGCUCGCGCUUCAGACGAGCCAGGUCUGUAAGAUUUUGGGAAAGCAUAUGGGCGUGCAGGUCAUGGUGACCACCGGUGGUACGACGCUGAAAGACGAUAUUAUGAGGUUGGCAGAGACAGUGCACGUGCUGGUGGGUACGCCUGGUCGUAUAUUGGACUUGGCGGGGAAGAAUGUGGCGGAUUUGAGCGAGUGUCCGGUCUUCGUGAUGGACGAGGCAGAUAAGCUGCUAUCGCCCGAGUUUUCGCCUGUGAUGGAGCAAUUGUUGGCGUAUCUUCCAAAGGAACGUCAAGUCAUGCUCUUCUCUGCCACUUUCCCCCUCAUCGUCAAGGAUUUCAAGGAUAAGCACAUGAAGUCCCCCUACGAGAUCAACCUCAUGGAAGAACUUACACUACGUGGUGUCACCCAGUACUAUGCCUUCGUCGAAGAACGGCAAAAAGUGCAUUGCCUAAAUACCCUAUUCUCCAAGCUCCAAAUCAACCAGUCCAUCAUCUUCUGCAACUCGACCAAUCGUGUCGAACUCCUCGCUAAAAAAGUGACCGAGCUCGGCUACUCCUGUUUCUACUCGCACGCCAAAAUGCUUCAAUCACACCGGAACAGGGUCUUCCACGACUUCCGCAACGGUGUCUGCCGGAACCUCGUCUGCUCUGACCUUCUCACUCGCGGUAUCGAUAUUCAAGCCGUGAACGUCGUCAUCAACUUUGACUUCCCCAAAAACUCAGAGACUUACCUCCACCGUAUCGGUCGUUCGGGACGAUUCGGACAUCUCGGUCUCGCGAUUAAUCUGGUCACGUAUGAGGACAGGUUCAACUUGUACAAGAUCGAGCAGGAGCUGGGGACGGAGAUUCAGCCCAUUCCGCAGACGAUUGAUAAAGGGCUAUAUGUGGCGCCGGGUGCGACGGCGGACGAGACAUCGAGGGCAGGACAAAAGACGGGCCAGCCGCAGGCGCAACAACAACAGCAACCACAACCGACGGCCGGGCCACCUCAGCAGCAGCAGCAGCAGGGAGUGUUGUCGCCUCAGCAGGUGGCUGCUCAGAGGGCGCAGGCAGCGGCUCAAGCUCAGGCUCAAGCUCAGGCUAGGCAGGCGGCUCAGCAGCAGCAGCAGCAGCAGGCGGUGUACCAGACGAAUGGACAGGCGGGGAGGCCUAAUGGACAGGCAGUUCAAGCGGCCGGGAAUAGGCAGUCGUAUCCUGCGGGUGCGAAUGCAGGGUACAGGGGCCAGGUCCCUGUUACUCAGCGAUGAGAAGGGUGGGUUCGGCGUUGAGGCCAAAGAAAGAUACGGUGAUUGUUGUCGUCGUCGACGAAUCGUUGAGCAGUGUUGUCCAGUCAGUGCAGGGGAGAGGAGCUGAGGAGGGCUGAUUGUUUGUGGUGUGUUGCCGAUGAGGUCGGCAUGCUUUCGUUCAUUCAACUUCCUUUCUCGUUAUAGCAUCAUCUCGAAGAGUUUUUCCAUUCGUCUUUUUCAUGUGCGCUGUUCUGUUUAUACCGGUACCCUAGCCCUCGCCUCGGCUUUUACACUCCCAAACGCUCAAGACAUCUCGUUCUCGUUACCAGCUGUGGACUUCCGCAUCUACCCUCUUGUCCAAUCUCCUUUACCCUGCCUCAUCCAACACCCUUUCCAAGCUUAACUCCUGGUUGCUAUAUUGUACUACAAUGAUCAAUCUCCAACAUAACUCAACCGCAUCGACACCUCUCUCGCCAUCUUUACUACUCUCGAGUGUAACUGCUGGUAUUCAGAUUCGGAUUCCCCAUUUUUGUUCCUUUCCUUCCCUUUUUGUUUGAAUUCGAAUUUGCUCUCGUAUCUCUCUUUCUUCAUUCCAUCCAACCAACCGUCCGUCCAUCCAAUUCUUAUUAUCUCGACUUGCUCUUGCUGUCGUUUCUUCCUCUUUAUAUCCGCUGUCCUUGCCCCCCACCCUCCAACGUUACGAAUAACCUGACUCGGCCUACUGAUUGCCACACCCAAACUUCCUCCACACUCCACAUCCCUUUGACCGCAUCGACGUUCUCACCGGACUAGUACGGUUCAUUGACAUCUUGACUCAGAUUGAUACUUGUUCCCAACUUACUGUAUAUCCUUACCGUAAGGUCCCAUUCUGAAAUCCCUUCUACCCACUCCUCCACCCCUUCGCCCACACCUACCUCCUCUUCCACUCCGUCACCUACCUACCCCUGUUCCACCCCGUCGUCUACCUCUUGUCCCCCCUCGUCGCCUACCUUAUGUCUCAUCCCGCCGCCGACGUACCCUUUACACCCC